Messenger RNA from Gadus chalcogrammus (walleye pollock), 3994 nucleotides. It is a transcript of the gene wdr36, whose product is annotated as WD repeat domain 36. Gene Ontology annotation, cellular component: small-subunit processome; Pwp2p-containing subcomplex of 90S preribosome. NCBI's taxonomy places the organism in Eukaryota, Metazoa, Chordata, Actinopteri, Gadiformes, Gadidae. Gene Ontology annotation, biological process: rRNA processing. The record is from RefSeq and is a predicted model, not a curated record. The transcript has 24 exons. The coding region runs from base 548 to 3286 and encodes 912 amino acids. Gene Ontology annotation, molecular function: protein binding.
UGUCAUACUAAUCAGUUUAUCUUCAAUAGUCUUAACGUUUCUCUUGUUUUCUAAAAACAAACCGAGCUGUCAAAUAUACCGGAAACGGAAACAAUGUCACAGAGUCAGAGCCAGCUGACAGCGGAGAAGAUGUUUUGAAAUAUUAAAAUGCUCAUAUGAUAUAUGUUAAGGUUUUUUAUUAUGAUAGAUCAUUUUUUAAUAAAAUAUAUUCAUUUUAUAAUGUUUUCGAGCUUCUUGAAAAGUACGUUAUCAAUGAAAUGUAUUAUUAUUUUAACAGUAGUCUGGCUGAGCGGAAAUGGACAGCGUCCUGUUGCUGGCAUUCCCGUAUUGUGCUCCCCCUCAAACUCGGAAACUAGGCAGUAUGGCAAGUUUUGAAGAGGACUUUGACGGCGCUGUAAAGCUAGCAUGUUUGGCUCUUUCCGUCGAAAAUUGUAAAGAACUUCAAAAGAUUUGCUGACAGCAUUUGCUGAGGAAGAAAGAUGUUCUUGCCUGUUUUCCCACAGGCUAUGGCAAAGGUCAUUGGAGUCGCUACGUGUGAGUUGUGGAGAUGCUGGCUCACGAGGUGACCGGGAGCUCGCUGUUCUCCGGGUUCCGUGCGCUCGGGCUGUACUCUAACCACCUCCCGCACGUGCUGAGGUACCACGCGAGGCACCGGGAGUUCUACGUGACCACGGCGGUGGGAAACCGUUUCCACACCUAUAAUGUUAAGAAGCUGGGCAUCGUUGCUGUCAGUAAUGCUCUCCCAGGGGACAUCUCCUGUCUUGCGGCUGACAGGAUGUUGGUGUUUGCUGCUGUUGGUCGAGAUGUCUAUGCCUUUGCCCGCAACAAGGAGAUAGUCCACCACUACUCGCACGCACAUGCCUCAGACGUCCACCUCUUAUUGGUUCUGGGAGACACGCUGGUGUCGGCUGACCGUGACGGACUCCUGCUAGUCUGGGACGUCCCCACUCAGGAGGAGUACCUGCGCCUGACCUUUGACCCAGCCACCUUUGACCUAUCUGCCCUGGCCCACCCUAGCACCUACCUGAACAAGGUGUUGUUGGGGAGUUCCCAGGGUGCUUUGCAACUCUGGAACCUCAAGACCAAUAAAUUGCUGUACUCCUUCCAAGGCUGGUCGUCAGGGGUUACAGCUCUUCAGCAGAGUCCUGCAGUGGACGUGAUGGGCGUCGGCUUAUCCUCUGGACGAAUCCUCCUUCAUGACAUCAGAGCUGACAAGACGCUGAUGUCCUUCAGUCAAGACUGGGGACCUGUCACCACACUCAGCUUCCGCACUGACGGCCCUCCCAUCAUGGCGGCCGGCGGGCCUGGUGGUCACAUGGCCUUCUGGGACCUGGAGAGCCGUCGCUUGGUAACGCAGCUGAGACACGCCCACCGCUCUGCUGUGGCCGGAGCAACCUUCCUACCCAGCCAGCAGCUGCUACUCACCAAUGGAGCGGACAAUGCCCUCAAGGUGUGGGUGUUUGAGCAGGAAGGGGGCGUUGCCAGAUUGCUACGGAGUCGUCAGGGCCACAGUGCUCCUCCCACCACCAUACGUCACCACGGCAAUGCUGGCCGGGACAUCCUGAGUGCUGGUCAGGAUGGGUCACUACAGUCUUUCUCCAGCGUCCACGAGCGCUUCAACAAGAGCCUGGGACACGGCUCUGCCAACAAGAAGAUGACCAAGAAGAAAGGGUUGAAAUUUGAAGAGAUUCUGCUUCCACCAAUCACCUGCUUUUCUUCAGAGAGUGCACGUGAGGGCGACUGGGACGGUGUGGUGGCACUGCACCGCGGUGAGGCGGCCGCGCGCACCUGGAACUACCAGCGGUGCACCAUGGGAAAACACCGCCUGGCCCCGCCCGCUGACCGCCUGGACAACGCCCGCCUCAGCAACGUGCACACAACGGCGGUUGACAUUACUUCCUGUGGGAACUUUGUUCUGAUUGGUUGGUCAUCUGGUCACCUGGACGUUUACAACCUGCAGUCUGGCAUCCACCGUGGUCACUACGGCAACCCCACUGCACACGUGGGAGCCGUGCGUGGCGUGUGCGUGGACGGUCUGAACCAGCGCGUGUUCAGUGUCGGGGCCGACUGCCUCCUCAGGGCCUGGCGCUUUAAGACCCGUAGCCAUGACGACCCCGCCCACCCCCCUCAGCUUGACAGCGCCCCCUCUCUGCUGCGCCUCCACCGAGACAGCGGUAUGCUAGCGCUGGCGCUGGACGAUCUGACGCUAGUCGUUAUCGACACAGAAACCGGACGCGUUGUCCGGAAGUUCUUGGGUCACAGCGGGAAAAUAAACGACCUUACCUUCAGUCCAGAUGGCCGCUGGCUGAUAUCGGCAUCGAUGGACUGCACCAUCAGAACCUGGGACUUGCCUUCUGGCUGUAUGGUGGACUGCUUUCUGUGUGAGACGGCUGCGGUCAGUGUCUCACUCUCUCCUAUCGGAGACUUCCUCUCCUCGGCCCAUGUGGACAGCCUCGGGAUCUACCUCUGGUCCAAUAAGAGCAUCUAUAGCCUGGUCUCACUCCGCCCUCUUCCUGCUGACUACCAGCCAGUGACGGUGAGCCUCCCUGGCUCCUCCCCCAGCCCUGACGAGGAGGGACACGGGGAGAGCUGUGUUACCCUGGGCGACGAGGACGAGGACCAGAUGGCGUCUGCCUGCUGGGACUCCCAGGAGCAGCUGGAGCGUCACCUGGUCACCAUGACAUCACUUCCUGAGUCCCGCUGGAGGAAUCUGUUCAACCUAGAUGUUGUUAAGAGGAGGAACCAGCCCCAGCAGCCCCCCCAGCGACCAGCCGCUGCCCCCUACUUCCUGCCCACUGUCUCGGGCCUUCAGCCCAGCUUCCAGACCCCCGAGGCCCCGGUCAACCAGUCUAAGGUUUUGAGGCUCGGAGCUAUGGCGCAAAAAACAGCAUUCAGCAUCGCCUUGGAAACCGCGCUGGAUGAUGGAGACUAUGGCGCUCCUUUGGCGUUGCUGAAGUCUCUGGGACCUUCUGCCGUGGACCUCGAGCUGCGCGGCCUCUCUCCUGACCUAGGCUCCUCCCCCCAGCCAAGCUCCGCCUCCCAGCUCCUAGUGGCCUUCCUCCAGAUGCUGGAGGCCAUGUUGGAAGAGAGGCGGGACUUCGACCUGGCCCAGGCCUACCUGGCCCUCCUUCUCAAGCUUUACCUGCGGCCGUUGGCGGCUGACCCUCUUGCCGUUGCGACCUUGCAGCGUCUCCUCGGGCGCCUGGAGACGAUAUGGGCGGAGCUCCGCGUCUCAUUUGACCAAUCGCUGUGCCUGCUGACCUACACCAAGACCGCACUGCUCUGAGGCUGCUGGCGCCAUGCUUUCAUUUUGAUACGCAGAAGACAUGCCACUAUAAGUGUAUAGUGUGUGUGUGAGUCCUUGUCUCUCUGGCUAUGAACACAUCCCAACAUCAGAGCAAUAGUCAGGACCUAUGACUCUAUACAACCUAUAUAUAUAUAUAUCUGUUACUCUUAAAUUGGUAUAUCUUGACGAAUUGUAAUGUUUGUUUGUUUUGUAUUUUACCCAUUGUUGUCCUGCCUCCCUGGUCUUAUUACCUUUGCCAAAUGUGUUUUGACAUAAAUAAAGGAUUAAUAAAAAAUUGACUAAUAAACGACAUACAACAGCUCAGCUAUAAAAUUACCAUUUUAUGAAAUAUUCCAACCUAGGAUGGACCUUUCAAAGGGGAACAAACUGACUAUCCUUUUGUCUGUAUCUUUAAAUGCUAAUGAGGAGGAGAGAGGCCGGUCUAGGUGGAGGGUGGGGGUGUGGCCCUGAGCAGCUUGCGGACACGGUACAGGGGGAGCAGGAUACCCAGUGCUCGUUUUACAGCUAACGCCAUUUCUAGCCACUGGGGGACCAUGGGCAGGCUAGGGGAACCCAUAUUAAUGUGAGAAAACCUCAUAAAGGGACAUUUUCAUGCCAUGGGACCUUUAACUACAGUAUAACGUGGAACAAAUACUAAUAAAUAUAUUCUAGAUAUACUAGAUUACAUUAACUCUAUCAUAUUCGUUA